AUGGAUGAAACUAAAGUAAUUUAUCAUAUUGAUGACGAAGAAACUCCAUACUUAGUUAAAUUGCCUAUCUCUCCAGACCAAGUGACGCUCGCCGACUUCAAAAAUGUCCUCAAUCGACCCAAUUACAAGUUCUUUUUCAAGUCUAUGGAUGAUGAUUUCGGAGUGGUAAAAGAAGAAAUAGUUGACGAUGAAGCACAUUUGCCCUGCUUCAACGGACGUGUGGUUUCAUGGCUGGUUUCUGCUGAGGGAAGCAAUGUGUCUGAUGGUGCUUCACAGUGCACAGAAAGUGCUGCACACUCAGAUGGCAAAAAUGGGGACCGUCCAAGUGAUGCCAGAAUGCUUAAUCCAUCCCACAUGAGAUCAAAUGUAGAUGAUCUAACAUGCACUGAAACAGAAUCCAUCAUCAGUUCCCGGCCUGGCCACCAUAGUAUGCAUAAAAGUGCUCGUCAUGAAAAAUACAAUCAGUAUAAUGGAUUAAGAAUGAAUGGACACUCAAGACUUAGGGGUGGUCAUGGGUAUGAAUCUUCAUCCAUGCUGAGCUCUGACCUGGAAACAACUAGUUUUUUGGAAUCAGAAGAUGAUGCAUCCAGUCGCAUCACUUCUACCACUGGAAGGCACACACAAAUGUCUAUGGACAGAGGCACACUUGACUCGUCAAGUGUUGUGUCGAGACUACAGUCAAGAAGGAGACCUCAGAGAAGAAGACGUCAUCGAGCUCCUCCAGCCAUGUCUAGAACCUCAUCAUUUUCAUCCAUUACUGACUCUACUAUGUCCUUAAACAUCAUUACCGUUACAUUAAACAUGGACACAGUCAAUUUCUUGGGCAUCAGCAUUGUAGGCCAAAGCAAUAAAGGUGGAGAUGGAGGUAUCUACGUUGGAUCCAUCAUGAAAGGUGGUGCUGUUGCCCUAGAUGGGCGCAUCGAACCUGGUGAUAUGAUUCUCCAAGUUAACGAUAUCAAUUUUGAAAAUAUGUCCAAUGAUGAAGCAGUAAGGGUUUUACGAGAAGUUGUUCAAAAACCUGGACCUAUCAAGCUGGUGGUUGCAAAAUGCUGGGACCCCAACCCGAAAGGUUAUUUCACUAUUCCCCGUACUGAACCAGUGAGGCCCAUUGACCCUGGAGCCUGGGUUGCACAUACUGCUGCGUUAAGAGGAGAAUCUUUUCCUUUGAGGCCACCAUCUGUUAGUACUCUAACGUCAACAAGUUCGUCCAUAAACUCUACCUUGCCUGACACUGAAAGACCGUUUGAGGAAAUUCACUUGACUGUAAAUACUGAUAUGCCUACCAUAGUUGCUGCAAUGGCUAGGCCAGAUUCAGGGUUAGAAAUAAGAGACCGUAUGUGGUUAAAAAUAACCAUACCUAAUGCUUUUAUUGGUGCUGAUGUUGUGGAUUGGUUGAAUAGUCAUGUUGAAGGUUUCCUUGACAGGAGAGAUGCUCGCAAAUAUGCCUCUCAAAUGUUAAAAGCUGGCUAUAUACGCCAUACUGUAAAUAAAAUAACAUUUUCAGAACAGUGUUACUACAUCUUUGGUGAUGUGCUUAGCCAUGCUAUGUCAACCUUGAAACUCAAUGAUGACUGCGUCUCCCUUGACCGAGACACUGUAGGACCUCUGCCACCUCCAAGUACUGUAGCGACAGCUCCAUGGACAGGCUCACACAUGCCUUAUGCGGGGGCAUACCUUCCUCACGGUGCGGGCUACACUCCUAUGCCCUUCAACUACAACAAUGAGCCUGGAGCGUACAGCUACGGUCGCGAGGAGAGUGCCAGUAUCCACUCCGGCUCAGGAGGAAGCAGCAACGGCUCGGAGCGUCACUGCUUGAAGGAGAAGGACCUUUUGAAGUCGGGAGGAAGCUCUGCCAGUGAAACUGACUUGGUACGCAAUCAUGGUCAAAACCAUGCGGGCGGCCGCCGCUCCGGUGGGUCCAGGUCUCGCUCAAGUGGCUCUGAGCAAUCCGUUGCAACUACCACCACAACACCUCCUCAGCAAGGCAGCUCAGUAGGCAGUGGGCCCACUGCCUCCGGCACUCCAAAUGCAGAAGACGUUUCUGGCAGCAGACAAUCCUUCCGAAUGGCCAUGGGCAACCCUUGUUCUACUGUCCUAGCUCAAAUCUGAGUGGGAUAGAGCAUGGCAUGAAUGGAAAAUAAGUGCUGCGAGAGUGAGGAGUAUCUACGUCUCUGACCUUUGUUCACCUUUGCAGAGAUUGGUCCUGACCAUUUCUUGUUCUCGAAUUGAAGUGUUGUAUUACAAGAAAUAAAUUAAUACUUCCAUUAUUAUUCUUAAAUAUCCCUGAGGUAUUUCUUUAAGUCAAUAUAUUUUGUACAACUUUCACUAAUGCUCACAAUCAGGUUUUAUACAUUUUGAACUUAAUCUUAAAUGAAUGCAUUUCUAGGGUUGUUAGAUCCAAAAUCUGAGUUACUCAGAAGACUGAGUGACCGUGAAAUGGCAGCAUUCUGAUUAGCUUAAUUCAUUUAAUAGGAUUCUGUUUAGUUUGUUCCUUUAUUGCCAAUUUGUGUUACUAGUCUCGAUACCUCUAUUAUUUCACGUUGCUAUGUGUAAAGAAAGACUUAAUGGAAUUGUUAUUGUGAAGUGGAAGUGUUUGUUCCAUACUAUCUUCCUUUUGGCUUUUUCUAUGUUUGAGGGAUUUUGGCUGCUUCUAUUAUCUUUGCCCGGGCUUAUUCUCAUAGGGCUUUUGUUUUUAACUUCUAUCUCUUUUCAAUACGAAAAUAAAUUCUGCUGAUCUUUUGAUCAACUAAAGCAGCCAGAGAUACCUCCUUGUUUAGUUAAUGCUGUAUUAAGUUUGUAUGUUGUUACAUUGCUCUUGCAUGAAUCAUUGUAUGUACUUGUUUUGUUUUUUUCUUUCUAUGUUAUAUUAUAUGCAUAUUUAUAGAAUUUUAAAUUACAAAUAAUAUCUGUGCCACUAUUUAGUUAAUUUCAUACAUUCUUUCUUAUACUUUUAUAACUUGUACUGUUACUAUUUAUUGGUAAAGUAUGAACUCUAAAUGUGAUUAAUCUGUAAAUAGAAUGUCCUGUUUCUAUAUGUUGUGUGUAAGUGCCCGAGAUUUAUGAUUGCACACAGCUGGUUUUGCUUCAAGUGGAACAAUUAUAUGUUGUGUAUUGUACUGGUCAUAUAAUUUUUUUAUUUGGU
Thrips palmi is the source of this 3142-nucleotide messenger RNA. It is a transcript of the gene dsh, whose product is annotated as segment polarity protein dishevelled homolog DVL-3. Bases 1 to 2109 code for a protein of 702 amino acids. Gene Ontology annotation, molecular function: frizzled binding. Gene Ontology annotation, cellular component: cytosol. Gene Ontology annotation, biological process: intracellular signal transduction; canonical Wnt signaling pathway. Lineage: Eukaryota; Metazoa; Arthropoda; Insecta; Thysanoptera; Thripidae. The record is from RefSeq and is a predicted model, not a curated record. The transcript is spliced from 14 exons.